Lolium perenne is the source of this 1074-nucleotide messenger RNA. RefSeq lists its product as uncharacterized. The record is from RefSeq and is a predicted model, not a curated record. NCBI's taxonomy places the organism in Eukaryota, Viridiplantae, Streptophyta, Magnoliopsida, Poales, Poaceae. Gene Ontology annotation, molecular function: nucleic acid binding.
AUGGCGAUAUCAACAGUGGAACCAACCUGGAUACAAGUGUUGAUGGAUGGGUACGAUGAAGAUCCAGAAGCGAAGAAACUGUGGGCAGAAUUGAGUCUGUCAGUAACCAAUGAUCAGGGCUAUUCUUUGGAGCAGGGUAUCAUUCGCUUCCAUGUGCGAAUCUGGGUGGGAAACAAUAUCACUACACAACAGCACAUAAUUCAAGACUUGCACGCAAGUGGCAUUGGAGGACACUCUGGGGUGCUGGACACUUACCAGCGAAUCAAGCGCAUGUUCGCACGGACGAAAAUGAAACAAACUGUGCAAGCCUUCGUUAGUUUUCCCAAAUCACGAGGGUAUGACGUUAUUAUGGUGGUGAUUGUCAAGUUGACAAAAUACGGGCAUUUCCUUCCUUUGAAACACCCUUUCACUGCCACCCAGGUUGCUAAGGUGUUUCUGGAUGGCAUCUAUAAACUGCAUGGGCUACCGCAGUGCAUCAUCUCGGAUAGAGAUGAGAAGUCUCCAUUUGAAAUCUUGUAUGGGCAUGUGCCGAAAAAUUUCGGGGUACCAGAAGACACUACUGCUGCUACUCCAGAACUGGACAAGCUGAUUAGGGACCGGGAAACCACCAUGAUCCUCUUGCAACAACAAUUAUUGCGUGCCCAGGAGCGCAUGCGCAAGCAGGCGGAUAAGCACCGCAGCGAGUGCUCCUUCAAGGAAGGAGACUGGGUCUAUCUGAGCACACAGAAGCUCAGUUUCAAGUUCUACGGGCCAUAUAUGGUCACUUGCCGGGUGGGCGUUGUGGCAUACCAGCUCGCUCUCCCAGAAGGCAGCCAUAUCCACAAUGUGGUGCAUGUGUCGCAGUUGAAGCCACAUCUGCCUACGCACAUCCAGGUUAGUGAUUUGGCUGCCCUUACAGUUCUUGACUCUGUCUCAGGGGUACAACCAGUGGGGAUCACGGCGUCGCGCUGCAUCCAACGCGGUGGUGUGGCGGUGCAACAAAUUCAAGUGGCAUGGGAUACAACCAUUCCUCCAACGACGAGCUGGGAGGACGCCUUCGCGCUCCACGCCUGGUUCCCUGAAGCACUGGCUUAG